Scophthalmus maximus (turbot) is the source of this 492-nucleotide messenger RNA. Its product is annotated as protein S100-P. Bases 104 to 382 code for a protein of 92 amino acids. Gene Ontology annotation, biological process: endothelial cell migration. The record is from RefSeq and is a predicted model, not a curated record. The transcript is spliced from 2 exons. NCBI's taxonomy places the organism in Eukaryota, Metazoa, Chordata, Actinopteri, Pleuronectiformes, Scophthalmidae. Gene Ontology annotation, cellular component: cytoplasm; extracellular exosome. Gene Ontology annotation, molecular function: calcium ion binding; transition metal ion binding.
UCUCAGCUCUUCCACUCACCUCACCUUCCACUACUCCUCCGUUGACAGGCGUUGUUCUCCGAUUUUCCUCUUCCCUGUGUUGACCACCUCUCAAGCAGCAACCAUGACCCAGCUCGAGACAGCCAUGGCCAUCCUGAUGAAGACCUUUGAUACAUGCGCUGCUGGCGAAGGGAAAAAAGACAGCCUGAGCAAAGCGGAGGCCAAGAAAAUGCUGGAGAAGGAGCUGCCUACUCUGCUCAAGGCAUCCAAGAACCCAGAUGAGGUGGACAAGCUGCUGAAAGGUCUGGAUUUUGACGGCGAUUCUGAGGUCGAAUUCACAGAAUAUGUGGUGCUCGUGGCUGCCCUGACCUGCGCCUGCCACGGCCGCUGUGCCAAGAAGUGAGCGGGUCGACCGCACCCUUGGGUGGAGACAAAUGGCGGCGACAGUGCCAUGAAAUCCCUAUUGUCACUGUUUUUUGGAUGUGGGUUAAUAAAGUAAUUUAUCUCUCUGAA